AUGCUCGCAGCUACCCCGGGAGCGGGCUCGGGUCGCCGCGAAGGGAGAAGGGAGAGAGCAAUCGGGCAGAGCCAUCUGGCCAUCAACAUAUCCCUGGGGAAGGGAGACUCCAGUCGCGCUGGAUACAGGGUUCAUUCAGUCCAACAGGGCUGCAUCCUGCAUCCUGCAUCCUGGCAAGCGAGUGGGAGGGCUUUGCGGGUUUGGACAUUGGAAGCUUGCUGCAUGGUGGCCUUUGGCGUUAAGGCCUACGCAGUAAUCAACCCAUCAUUUAUUACGCAUCAAGCCCGAGUCAACCGGGCCGAGAGGAAGAAACAACCCAAGCCCGAAUUGGUCCCGAAACAACCAUCCCUUCCUCCGCACCCGCAUACCCGGCUCCGUCACCCGCGAGUGAACCGAACCACUGCAGGCCACCCCAACCGCCCACCAAUCCAGAAGCCCGGCGCCACCAUUGAUGUUGACGUUGACGUUGCAUUCCCCAACUCCCCAGCAACACCCGCGCCAACGUCGCGUUGGACUGCACCUAGAACCGCCACCCACAUGGCCCCCGUCAACGUUGAACGGGCACUGUUGUUUCGCUGGCUGAUGAAUGGCCGAACGUCAGACCAUGACGCAGGUGGCACCAGGAGCCGCCAGGAGCAGCCGCUCUUCAAGACUCGAACAGAGGGGAAAUGCAAGGAAGGGUGGGAUUAA
Histoplasma capsulatum G186AR is the source of this 690-nucleotide messenger RNA. RefSeq lists its product as uncharacterized. The transcript is spliced from 4 exons. NCBI's taxonomy places the organism in Eukaryota, Fungi, Ascomycota, Eurotiomycetes, Onygenales, Ajellomycetaceae. The record is from RefSeq and is a predicted model, not a curated record. The coding region runs from base 1 to 690 and encodes 229 amino acids.